Helianthus annuus (common sunflower) is the source of this 1141-nucleotide messenger RNA. RefSeq lists its product as uncharacterized. The record is from RefSeq and is a predicted model, not a curated record. The transcript has 2 exons. Bases 52 to 882 code for a protein of 276 amino acids. NCBI's taxonomy places the organism in Eukaryota, Viridiplantae, Streptophyta, Magnoliopsida, Asterales, Asteraceae.
GGUGGUGGGUUACCGGUGUUGAAGUGGACAAAAGGUAGUUUUAAAACCCUGAUGGCCACUGUUCAGAUGGCCAAAGACUGGAAUGCUACUUACCCACAAGUGGGGGACACCGGUGCCGAUGCUCCGGCCGGUUAUAUAACCUUGUGGGCGGAUUUUUUCAACCACGGCAACCUUAGGUUGCCGGUGACGGUGUUUGUGGCGGAGGUAUUGGAGUAUUAUCACCUCCAUAUCUCCCAGCUUAGUCCUUUCGGAAUGUUCCGAAUUCGGAAUUUUGAGUACACAUUCCGUGCCCAUGGCCUGCCCAUUACAGUAGAGAAUUUCCGGCGGUUCUACCAGUUGACGGUGAACACCGGUUUUUUCUCGUUUACUCAAAGGCAUGGGAGUCUGAAGUUGAUGACACCCCCUAAGGGUGUGACAGGCUGGAAGAAGAGGUUCUUCUACGUGAAAGCCUGUGCGGUCUACGCUAGCAUGUCUUUCAGGAAUGUCGAUGUUGGAGUUUCCGAUGAAGAUAUUCCUGUUGCUUCCGCGAAGACCGCGGACUGGUUUUCUAGGCUGCGGCCUAUUGAACUCAAGAAGUUGGAUAAUGACCAACUGUGGAUAUUGCGGAUGAUGCUCUCUAGACCGGAUAGGAAGGAAAGGCCCGUGUUGCGGGAACAGGGUGGUGCGGAUGCGGUUGGCUUGUGGAGGAUGUUCGAGCCUGAUUUCAAGGGCCAGGUUGAACUGAUUGCGGUUGAGCUGAAGAAGGGUUUCAACCUUGAAAUUCUGAAGAACUUCCGCGUACCGUCGAAAGCGGUGCUGGAAGCCCCGGUUCCGGGAGACGCAAGAGGUACGUCUUACGUGGCAUUAGUUUUUUCAGUUUAUCUUUUUGACUGGUUCUGUUGAUUGUGUGAAUCCAGGUGUCCUUGCGGAUUUGGGGAAGUUUGAGAAACGCGUCCCCAAAAAGACUGUGGAGAAGAAAACGGUAAAAAAGACCGUGCGGGGUCGUGGCAAGGGGAGUGUUGAAGGCUCAGCUGCCCCUUCUUCCGUUUUCGAAGCCGCAGGUACCUAUCAAUCUUGUUCUCGGGGAUAUACCGAUUACGUCGUAGUAUCUGACACCCUUGAGGGUUUGGGUGUUAUAGGUAGUGGUGCGGCCGCGGGUGGA